AUGGAAGGCGCCGUCGGCUGGGAAAACGGCUUCCUCAACCGCCCAAACAGCACUCACAAACUGAACCCCACUGACGUACCAGCGGUCUGCAAUAACCAGGUGGAUAUCGCCACCCAGCCCGAGAAUAUGAAUUUCACUUCACUGGCGCUGUACCACAUCAACAUUGGGAACUGCAACAUGACCGACGUCCUGCAGUCCUGCUGCAAGCAGCCCGUGAAGCUACUCCAUGAACCGACGCCCUGCCAGGCAGAAUGUAAUUGCACUUCAAUCGACGGGGUGAUGAGGUCGAGGAUGUGUUUGAAGAAGGCGGGGGUGCCGUUUGUUUGGGCGAAUAAUUAUACUUCGGAGCAUGAUGAUGCUGCUGUAGUGCAUGUGCCGCAAUAUAAAUCUGUUUUUGGGGUGUUGGUUAUUAGUGUUCUUGUGCUUUCGAGUAUGUUUUUCUAA
This is a messenger RNA of Penicillium alfredii, 444 nucleotides long. RefSeq lists its product as uncharacterized. The record is from RefSeq and is a predicted model, not a curated record. The coding region runs from base 1 to 444 and encodes 147 amino acids. The transcript has a single exon. NCBI's taxonomy places the organism in Eukaryota, Fungi, Ascomycota, Eurotiomycetes, Eurotiales, Aspergillaceae.